CGACGCGUUAAUACGGGAGAUAACACAUCAUCGCUCAGUUGUGAAAGAUACGCGCGGACUUUGUUCCCCAUCCGCGACGAUCAGCAGCGAGUCGCAUGAGAGACGAAGCCGACGAUAGCGCGGUCACGUCAAAUUCGGCGGGUCGCGAUUACAAUGCGGGGGGUAACCGGGCGACCUUAUCUCAAUGUUUACGAGAUAAAUCUAUAUUUGCCUCUCUUCUUUUCGUGAAUCAUUCCACGUCGAAUCUACUCGAUAUUAGCUCCGUCUGUCAAGACGACUGUUACGAAGCCGACACGACAAACUGUUAUCAGUCCUUCUUCUCUGUGCUGGUGAUACCUAUGGAGGGGCAAUGGAGGCGAUAGCGCAACCAUAUAUAAGCCUGCACAUUCGUCAUCGCAAUCAGUUUGAUAUUCCCUCACGUUUCAUUUUACUAGAGUAGCGUUCGUACGACAUUCUGGUCACAUCGAGCCUUCGUCUCAAGUAUUUUUAAGCGAAGAUAAUUUGAAUAAAAAAAAAAAAAAGAAGUAACGGUAAAUAAAUAUCUAUAGUGUCUUUCAGCGUGCUAUAAAAGGAGCAUCCAAGGCGUAACUGCCAACUCAAUUGGCGAAGAUUUAUCGAGCUUUGUUCGUCGAGCUCCGAGCGCGAUUUUUACAUCUUCCUCUUUCUCUUCGAACCCUUCGUCGUUUUCACCAGUCAGUAAGCGUGGCAAGUAACACGCAACCAAGGAAGAUGGGAUUCUCUUAGCAUCGACUGGGCUAUUCCCGCGCUGACUUCCGCGAUUAAGUUUGCUGUUCUCUGAAUAGAUCGGACCCACCGGACUUACAACUAUUUUACAAUUGUUAUUAAAACAAAAAAAAAAAAAAAAAUACCUGUCAAAAAUCAUACGCACGAAGACUGUCUCCGAGAGUGCUACGGCAGUGUCUUAUGAUUUCUUUGUCGCGAUCCAGCCCAGUUAUGUUUUCGAUCAAGUACAGCAAGCAAUUCCUGAGCUACCGUAUACUCAAGUCCAACCGGUUCAAGUAUAUCUGACGAUACGGACUCGGACUACGUGAUAGAGGGUGCGCGCAAGGUGGUGUGUGUGUAUUGUACCGCGGACGACUUGUCGUACCUACGGGGCUCAGGAAGAUCGAGGGAAAGAGUGUUUCGGCAAGACCUGGAAAGUCUUGUAUCAUCCGAUGGCCGAAUCGCUUUGCACAGCGACGCGAGCUUGAGGAAGUACGUCGACAGAAAAUCGACGUCGUCGAAAAUCGCUAGUAAGGCGAACCUUUCGAAAGCGAGAGACGGAGAGACGAGCUUGGGAGAAAAAAAAUCGUUGCAAAAAGAAUUAAAUUAAUUGGUAACGACAAUUGAUGAUUUUAUCGUCCGGGGAGAUUUUCAAUCAGAAAUAAGAGAUUACAAUUUUUGGAAUAAGCUCGCGAGGAAAGCGAUUCAGCGAAGAAAAUCUAAUUGGCAACGUAUUAUUUUAUUAACAAAAAAAAAUUGAGAGAAUUGAGAUUGAGAUAAUUACAAUAAAAAUUAAAAAUCAAACCAGCCUACGCUGCGGCAGCUAAUGAUUUUAUUACGGAAGCAAUUUUUAAGUAGAAAAAUAAAUUGAAUAUUAGUCAUUAGCGAGACAAAAGACUUCCGAGGGGGAAAAUCCCUUCGAGGGGGAUAGAUUUAUCUAGAGUAACGACAUUGCUCGAGGAUGACAUUGCGCAUGUCAAAUUCUGAGAGAUCAUUAGAGCGAGAAUAAAGCGACAGAAACAGAGUUGAGUAAAUCGGAAAUUUCUACGAGAGGCACCGAACGCGACUUUUCACGACAACCACACGUAUACAUUCGCACGUAUACACAAUCGCGCGCAAUUAGGUCUGCAUAAAACGCGAAUUAAAGACGGAGCCUCUAAUUAAAGCGACGAUCGAGCGGGAUCUGCACGUCUUUGGGGAAAUCGGCGAAUCGGUUAAAGUCGACGGCAAAAAUAAUGAAAAAAAUGAUCGUUUAUGUUCCGGGCAGAAUGCCAACUCACGUUGGUCCCUACGGCGCCGCUCGUUACCCGGGCACCCUGCUAGGAGCUGUCCCGGGUUUUUACAGCCCGGUUUCUGGCUAUUCUACCAGCCCGAUCCCGAGCUACUACGGGAGCCUUAGCGUCCAGCAUCAACCACCGCUGGACCUUCCGGUGUGGCCGCGAAGGAUGCCGGCUGAGGAGGAACAGGGAACCUCGCCGGCCGCUAGUUUGACCGGGCUGGGAACAUCUCCGGGUAAUGGCGGUCCUCCGAGUCCGGCGCAGAGCGACUCGGAUGCAUCUAGCUCGAGCUUGGAACUGGGUACCAUCAGAACCGGCGAAAAUGCCCAACUAAAGUGCAGAUGGCAAGACUGUGGCCGAUGGUUCACGUCUCUAGAGCAGCUUGCGGGACACGUUGGAAGAUUGCACGCGGCGCCUGGUCCGCGGGGUCUUUUUUAUUGCGGAUGGGAGGGAUGCGCGAGAGGCGAGCGUGGAUUUAAUGCGAGAUAUAAGAUGCUCGUCCAUGUACGGACGCAUACGAACGAGAAGCCGCACCAUUGCUUCCAGUGUGACAAGAGUUUCAGCAGAGCCGAGAAUCUGAAGAUACACGCUCGCUCUCACACUGGCGAACGUCCCUAUGUCUGUCCUGUCGAGGGUUGCAACAAGGCCUACUCGAACUCCUCGGAUAGAUUCAAACACACUAGAACCCAUGCCGUAGAUAAGCCGUAUUACUGUAAAGUGCCAGGCUGUCCAAAGAGGUACACCGAUCCGUCGUCAUUGAGGAAACACGUUAAAACCUAUCGCCAUUAUGUGAACAACAACGAUAAAGUCCAAGAAAUAAAGUCCGAAAGAGACUUCGAUGAUAAUAAUGCUCAGGAGAAGAGGUUUGAUGUUAACUCUCCCGAUAAACAGAGCAUCAGCGCGCAUUCCGAGUCAGAUAAGAAGGAUUCGAGCAUCGAGAGCAGCAUGUCGGGUUGUAGUCCGAAAACUAGCAACAGCUUCGAGGAGCAGAGGAAUUUCGUCGAGUGGAACAACAUGUAUAAUCUUCAGGAUCAACCAAAAGAACAGGAACAAGUCACACCGCCGAAACCGUAUGAACAGGAUGUGAAAAAUUAUCCGAGGAUGUACGAUGAUAAUUACUUCACUCCAGACAGGAUCCGAGUGAAUCCUAUGUAUGCCUCCGGUAGUAACAUCAUCAAGGACUACUCCUUAGCGUCGCCGCCUCAUACGAGUCCUGGUCGAGUAUCUGAUUCGAUGCCACGCUUCGGGAUGCAAUCGACUCCCAUUAAAACCGAGGAACCAAUGGAGUACAGCGUCACCAAAACUAGCACGGUUGAUUACAGGAACAUUGAAUCAAUCGUCAACAGCACGCCCUGCAAGAAAGAAAACAUCGUCAAUUGCGAUCCAAUAAGGCAUUCAGUGAUCAUGCGAGCGGAGGAUCUGAAGAUGGAGGUUGAGCAGACGCCGCUCAAGGAGGAAACGAAGGGCACCAAUAACGAUUGUUGUUGUCGGCACAAAUGUUGCGUGCAUAGUAACGACAGCAUUUUACAAAAGACGAAAAUCCUCUCAGAUCUCAUUCUCAAGACGCAGAAUCCACUCUUUCGGCAUCUGUUAGACUCGGUGGAUUUGCAGUACGGCUUGGAGACCAUGUGGAGCAACAUCGUAGAUAGCAGCAACACGUGCGGCCAAGAUCUCAGGAUAAAAAACGAGAAUGUUACUGAAAUAGAACAAGAUCUACCAUUGGAUUUGACGAUCAACAAGUAACAAGCAAUCAGCUGUUGACAUACCAAAAAGCUCGUAGUCGCCAAUACGAAUUUUAUCUUCUUCAUUGUUUGACAAAAUGCAAAUUAAACGAAACACCAUGAAUUUUAAAUGUGUCGGAUCAAUGCAAUGAUAAUUAAUAAUUAAUAAUUAAUUUAUCAUUGGAAUAAAAAUUUUCAAUUAUAGAUUGCAAAACCAAAUAUGUUUUAACAUCUCUCCUGAUGAGAUAGAAGCAAUUAAAGACCGAACAAGAAUUUGCUCAACCCGUUUAAAUAGUUUAUCUAGAAACAGUUGCAUUAAUUAAAUUGUUAAUCAGAAAUAAUCAGACUAACUUAUAGAUGCAACUUGAUAAUUUUGUAAUUAAUCUAUUUGAUUAAUUAUUUGAAGACGGCAUUCCGCUUUUAAAUUGGCUACUAAAACCGCAAGUGGCCGAAAUAACAAUGAAAAUUAAAUUAGGAUUUUUCUUUAAGGUUGUAAAUAUAUUUGAAAAGUAUACACAGAAAUGUGGUAUAAUUGACUCUUGCCCAAUAAUUUAUCUAUUAGAAUUAAAUUUCAAAAACUAGUUUUUAUAGUAAGACGCGCUUAACAAUCGUAUUUCAGUACUUUAUGUAAACAAAACAUAUGUAUCAUAUGUAUAUAAAAAGUAUAUAUAUGUGUAUGUGUGGCGAGUCAAUUGAUAAUAUGGAAUAAAAUGCUUUUUCCUGUUAAGCAGAACAUGUUUAAUGAUAUGAAUUAAAUAAAACAAAAUUAUUUAAA
Messenger RNA from Pogonomyrmex barbatus (red harvester ant), 4496 nucleotides. RefSeq lists its product as uncharacterized. Gene Ontology annotation, cellular component: nucleus. NCBI's taxonomy places the organism in Eukaryota, Metazoa, Arthropoda, Insecta, Hymenoptera, Formicidae. Gene Ontology annotation, biological process: regulation of transcription by RNA polymerase II. Gene Ontology annotation, molecular function: RNA polymerase II cis-regulatory region sequence-specific DNA binding; DNA-binding transcription factor activity, RNA polymerase II-specific. The record is from RefSeq and is a predicted model, not a curated record.